AGAGACGCGCACCUGCAUGGCUCAUCUCGGUCUCAGUGGAAAAAACUUCUCUUUCUUUCAGCAGCAGCAUUAGCAAGAAGGACAAUGCUUCGCAUUGCGAAUGUGUUGUUGCCGUUGUUGGCGGUGGUGUUGCUGGCCGAGGGGCAGCGCCCGCCGUACCAACCCGACCCGUGGGUGUACCCGAAGCCGACCUCGGAGCCGCCCCUGCCCUCAGCGACGACACCUGGUGCAGUCCAAGGCGUCGUGCGGCCCGUCAAGAGGAAGCCGCAAAAAACCGUGGCCGCCCUCGCCCCACACACCACCCCCGAGCAGGAAACGACGACCCUCAUGCUCGACCUGCUCGGGGUCAAACCGGCCCCGCAGGUCAUUGACCGCAAAAGGUUCAGGCCCAUCAAGGACAAAGAUUACGGAUACUGAUAGAUUACAAAAAAAUUAUUACUUUGAAUCAUUAAAUUUUAUCCUUAAAUUGUACAAAUUUGAAAAUAAAAGGUGUAAUAAAUUCAAAUGAUUAUGAUUAUGCAAAUUUUGGAAUUGGAAGGUUUUUGUUGAGAGUAAAGGCUAAAAAUGAAGCUUUAAGAAAAAUAUAAAUAUGACUUUCAACAAUUUGCGAAAUGAUUCUCGUAUCGUCUCCAACGUAGAUCAGAAUCAUUUCCAGAGGCAUUAUAUUAAGAAUGGUUUCUUGCCCACAGUUGACUCCAGU
Neocloeon triangulifer is the source of this 700-nucleotide messenger RNA. RefSeq lists its product as uncharacterized. The record is from RefSeq and is a predicted model, not a curated record. The coding region runs from base 85 to 417 and encodes 110 amino acids. The transcript is spliced from 2 exons. NCBI's taxonomy places the organism in Eukaryota, Metazoa, Arthropoda, Insecta, Ephemeroptera, Baetidae.